GCCGCGCGGCUCUGCCACUGCCCGUCCGCCGCGGAGCCGGUCAAGCCCCAGCCCCCGGCGGCGGGACAGCAGGGAGCGGCGAGGGGCGCGAUGGAGGCUCCGCGCCUGGCGCACACCAUGAGCAGCCCCACCAGCCCCUGUGAGGAGGUGAUCAAGAACCUGAGCCUGGAGGCGAUUCAGCUCUGCGAUAGGGACGGGAAUAAAUCACAAGAUAGCGGGAUUGCAGAGAUGGAGGAACUUCCAGUCCCACACAACAUCAAAAUAAGUAACAUCACAUGUGAUUCCUUCAAGAUUUCUUGGGACAUGGAUUCUAAAUCCAAGGAUCGUAUCACUCAUUACUUCAUUGAUCUCAACAAGAAGGAAAACAAGAACUCCAACAAAUUUAAACACAAGGAUGUACCCACUAAACUGGUGGCCAAAGCUGUUCCUUUGCCUAUGACAGUCCGUGGGCACUGGUUCUUGAGCCCAAGGACAGAGUACACGGUAGCAGUGCAGACAGCAUCAAAGCAAGUCGAUGGCGAUUACGUUGUUUCUGAGUGGAGUGAAAUCAUCGAGUUUUGCACAGCAGAUUAUUCAAAAGUGCACCUAACACAGCUAUUGGAAAAAGCUGAGGUGAUUGCAGGCCGUAUGCUUAAACUGUCUGUUUUUUAUCGGAAUCAGCACAAAGAAUACUUUGAUUAUACCAGAGAGCACCAUGGGAAUGCUAUGCAGCCCUCUGUUAAGGAUAACAGUGGCAGCCAUGGCUCUCCAAUCAGUGGGAAGCUGGAAGGCAUCUUCUUUAGCUGCAACACUGAGUUUAACACCGGGAAGCCACCGCAAGAUUCACCUUACGGAAGAUACAGGUUUGAGAUUGCAGCUGAAAAACUCUUCAACCCCAAUACUAACUUGUACUUUGGAGACUUCUACUGCAUGUACACAGCCUACCACUACGUCAUCCUCGUCAUCGCCCCCGUUGGGUCGCCAGGAGAUGAAUUCUGUAAGCAGCGCCUUCCUCAACUAAACAUAAAAGAUAACAAAUUCCUGACCUGCGACGAAGAAGACGGGGUCAUGGUUUACCACCACGCCCAGGAUGUUAUUUUGGAAGUAAUUUACACUGAUCCUGUGGAUCUCUCCCUCGGCACAGUUGCGGAAAUUACCGGCCACCAGCUGAUGAGCUUGUCUACUGCAAAUGCAAAGAAAGAUCCCAGCUGCAAGACCUGCAACAUCAGUGUUGGACGUUAAACCUUCCCUCGUGACUUAGGAGCCUUCAGACCUCUUUUGCCCAUUUCCAUAGUCAGCCGUUUUUGUCCGAAGCAUGCACAUGCCGCUGUCACCAAAAGCAAACACGACUCGUCAAAAUCUCCAAUAGCCUUUUUAGUACUUCUUCUCUCCCUCUUUCCCUUCUGUUCCCCCGAUGCUUUAAAUGAUUAGAAGUCCUGGAUUUCUUUCUGGCAACCAUUUAUACCUAGAUGCUGCAAAAAUUGUUUUCCGUUUCUUGCCAAACAUAACAAAAUCCUAUAUAAACUGCUUUAGCAAAAUAAAAAUAACUGCUUCUAAAUGGUGUUUAAAUAUUGCAUUCAUUUUAACUACUGAACAAAUACUGGGAUAACUCCAAACAGCAUGAAAGGUUGUAAUUGCAGCAUGAUUUCAAUUUCAGAGCCUAGAAAUGUCAGCACUUCCAACAACGUGUUGUUUGACGGUGUUAUUUAUGUUAUUUAUAUUAGCUAACUGAAAACAGAAACUGUGUC
Messenger RNA from Colius striatus (speckled mousebird), 1727 nucleotides. It is a transcript of the gene PHYHIPL, whose product is annotated as phytanoyl-CoA 2-hydroxylase interacting protein like. NCBI's taxonomy places the organism in Eukaryota, Metazoa, Chordata, Aves, Coliiformes, Coliidae. The record is from RefSeq and is a predicted model, not a curated record. Bases 91 to 1221 code for a protein of 376 amino acids. Gene Ontology annotation, cellular component: cytoplasm. Gene Ontology annotation, molecular function: protein binding. The transcript has 5 exons.